Messenger RNA from Odontomachus brunneus, 2416 nucleotides. RefSeq lists its product as uncharacterized. Lineage: Eukaryota; Metazoa; Arthropoda; Insecta; Hymenoptera; Formicidae. The coding region runs from base 479 to 1489 and encodes 336 amino acids. The record is from RefSeq and is a predicted model, not a curated record. The transcript is spliced from 7 exons.
AGUAAGCGAGAGCUUACUAUUGUAGUCGAGUUCCUUGCGUCGAGCAGUACGGAACAGUUUUCUAUUUGUGAAAUUUCAGUUGAAAUUUGUCAAGUAUUGCAUAUACAAAAAUAACUACCUCACGAAUAGCAUUAUCUAGGCUCAUUAGAAUUUUUCAUCAAAAAAAGAGAUAAUUAUAUACACACAACUCUAACCGACGGAAACUAACCUUAGAACUAGAUUAUAAAUACAUUCUCACACAAACCGCGUACCAAUACCAAUAAUAAGAAACAGUGAGACGAGCGAGCGGCUGACACGUAUCAUCGGCUUUAGUAUACAUAGAAUAUUCAACGUCUCAACUACGAUUAAAGAAAGACUUUGCACUAUAAAUUUCGCCAAAGAGAAAGGAACUGUUGCUUUGUACAAUAUCAUUGGCACAUAUCCGAGUGUGGAAGAAUUAGAAUAGAAAUAAUAUCAGAAUAGACAUUGCGAUAUUAAGAUGACUUCCACGAUUGCAACGGUCGUAAUCGGUUGCGUAGCAGCAGGAGUAACUUUAAUAACGCUCCCGAGAUUUUUUAAGCGAACAAAAUUUGCGAAACGCUCACAUGAACUAGCCGUGUUGCAAGACGCAGGAUGGACUAAAAUUGGAUCAAUUAAGGAGUUAUACGCUUAUCCGAUUAUAUAUAGCAAAGAAAAUGAGGUUAAAGAAUGCACUUUUCAAGAGGAUGGACUUGUAAUAGAAAGUCAUGGAAAUAAACUUCGGGAUAAAAUGUUCGUAAUAUUCGACGAAGAUACCCAAUGCGUUCAAAGCUACAGGAAUCUCACGGCAAUGCUUAGGCUGAUGGUGGAAGUUCCCUCUAAAGAUAAGAUAUGCCUCAAACAUGACGGUAAUACUUUGUUCCUAGACUUACAAAAUACUGUCCUGAAGAAACCGGAAGCGAUAGAGUGCAAAAUAUGGAACCAUGCAAACGAAACGUUGUACUAUAUAGAGUGUGUCGAUUGCGGCGAGGAAGCCGCUGAAUGGGUAUCCCACACUUUAAUUGGUAAAAAAUGUGGUCUACGAUUGGGAUACUAUCGGAAUAAAACAUUGAGAACAAUAACUCUUUGGGAAACCUUCGGCGGAUUACGUGAAAUAAAAGAUAGCCUGAAAAAGACUAUCCAACAAGAAAUGGAUAACAACAAGCAGCUGCCGAUUUACACGAUGGUAGCACAGCAAUCGAUGGAAGAAGUGAAUAAGUCAUUAUUGAGAGACAAGGGAGCCUACGAUUUCAGUGCGAAUUUUAUCAUCACGGUUAAGAGACCCUUCGACGAAUGUCAAUAUAAAUAUUUCAAAAUCGGCAAUGAUGUAAUAAUCUGUAACGUCAAUCCAUGGCAAAGACCUCGAAUCAAUCCGAUAAUAAUUCCCAACGACUUGAAGUUAAAACUGAUGCCAAUUAAUUGCAAAGUGCUCAAACCUGGAAAAGUGAGAGUGAAUGAUGACGUGUAUGUUCGUACUAUUGCAGACGUAUGAAUAACGAAGAUGAUUUAUUUUACACUUUUCUAAUAACUUGUUUAUUAAAUUGAUCAAUAUUAUCGACGACGGGGAACGAUCGAGUGAAAUCGAAUUCCCUCUAAGGUUUCAUAAUUUUAUGCUAGAUUGUAUUAUUAGGUUCAUUUAAUAAUACUAGAUUUACCGGAUAAUAAGUCAAUGUGCGCUCGAUUGUGUUGGAAACGAUGAACUUACCGAUGUGCAUACUAUAUACAAGUAUAUUAUAUAUACACUUAAAAUAAGAAUAUAUAAUAUAUUUUAGUACAUACGUAUAAACAAAAGUAUAAUUGUCGUUAAUACGUAGUAUAACGACAUUAUACCAAUACAAUGAAUUGUUUGCGUAUAGUAACAUCCAAUAGAUCCAGCAACAUACAUAAUGACUAAAUUUUCAUGACGAAAAUACCGAUAAAAGAUAUGAAAUCUUGCGCGCAUUAUAUUAUUUAGAUUUUAUCUUUUUAAUUUUUAUUCGUGUACUAUUAUUUUUAGCAAAUUCGUUUCACUUGUUUUGUUACUCACUUAUUAAUAAUGAUUUAUUCGUAAUAUGUAUUUUGCAUGGAUAUCAAUUUAUCAUUUAUUACAUGUAUUAAAUAUUUAUAGUGUCUUGCACCCUUCGUUUUUUUUAUAAACAUAAAUCAUAAAUAUUUCCUGAAAUAUCGAAAAUAAAACACACUAUAAAUAGAAAUAUAGAUAUUUUGUUAUAAUAAUUGUAAUAUUCUAAGCUUAGUCAUUUUCCGAUGUAAAAUUUUGGAAUCAUUAUUGAUCCACAUGUGUAAGCUAUCUCCUUCUUAAAGAAAUAUUUAUGAAUUUUGUUGUGUAAUGCUAUAUAAUGUAACGUGUAUUAAGAUAAUCCAUGUAAUACGUGUAUACAAAAAAAAAUAUUAUACAUAAAAUGUCUUAUAAUGUACAUAA